AUGAUUAUUCGCACUGUUGCUCUGGCCCUUUUAUGGUGCCUUGGGCAAUCAUGUGCACGAAUUUAUGACCCACUUUGCAUACAGACUGGUCGCAAAUGUGGUCAUAACAUGGUCUACAGAACUGUGGAUAAAAUGAAAUACACUGACGACCUAUCACCUGAACUGAUAUGCAUUCAGGAAUGCGUAUGCAUCAGUGAACAGUAUGAAAGAAAAGAUGGACAGUGCAUUGAAAAGAACGAUAUUCCGACGCGAAACGAACUCCCUGUUGAAGUGCCAACACUAAGGGCUUGCAAUGGAAGAACGUGUACACUCGGCGAAAUAAUCACUGAUAUUAUGUACUCAUUGACAGACCAGAAAUGUGGACCAAAUAUGGUCUUUAAGAACUUAACUGGACCUUUAAUUAUGAAAGCUGGUAUGUCAUCAUAUAAGAUUUGUAUUCAACAGUGCACUUGCGACAGUAAUGAAUACACGAAAAUGGGUGGACAGUGCAUUAAAAAAAGUAGUGCUCCGAUGCGAAACGAAACUGAGUUUGCUGGUGAAAUAUUGCCUAAACACUGCGCGGGAAGAGUGUGUACACUUGAUGAAGAAAUUUUCUAUGUUCCAUGUUCAUUGACUGGUGAAAUUUGUGGAAGCAAUAUGAUAUUUAAUAAUAUCGGCAAAUUACUCAAAAAGAAUGGUACUGAAGUUUGCGUCCAAAAAUGUACUUGUAUGAGUGAAGAAUAUGUC
Dracunculus medinensis (Guinea worm) is the source of this 726-nucleotide messenger RNA. The record is from the annotation of a GenBank genome assembly. NCBI's taxonomy places the organism in Eukaryota, Metazoa, Nematoda, Chromadorea, Rhabditida, Dracunculidae.